GUCCGGCGCGCGAGCAGCAGCAGCUGGAGCUGGAGCUGCAGGCACAUCUGGAUCAGGACUAUUAUUGGAUGUGCUCCAGUCGAUACGUGCAGAUGAAGAGGAGGAGAGGGGACGUCACCGCUGAAUGAAACGGAGAGGACCUGAACUCGGGCGCUUGCUUUCGUGCAGUUUACAGAGGAGAGGACAGGAGGCUGUCAGCGUCUGUCCAGAGAGACGGAGACGGAGACAGAGAGCUGCAGGUGAUCCAAGCAGAUUCAUCCAGCCCUUGUCCUGUUCAUGGCAAAGAUGAGCUGGACUGCUGGGACUCAGUGUGUGGCCAAAGGAGACCACAGAAAAGCCAAACCUGGAGAACUUGCCUAUCACAAAGGAGACAUCUUCACUAUUGUGGACAUCAGCACGAGGAAGGGUUUUUACAAGGCCAGACACAACACCACAGGGAACGAGGGGCUCAUCAACUCCACCAGUGUCCGGGAGAGAGAGGCUCUACGUGUCAACCCCAGCCUCAGCCUCAUGCCCUGGUUCCAUGGGAAGAUCUCUGGUCCAGAGGCGGUGUGUAAGCUGCAGCCGGCUGAGGACGGCCUGUUCCUGGUGCGAGAGUCGAUCCGGCAUCCCGGCGACUACGUCCUGUGCGUCAGCGUCUCUGGAGCAGUCGUCCACUACCGAGUGAUUUAUCGAGACAAACAGCUGACUAUCGACAGCACGCAGUUUUUCUACAACCUUAUCGACAUGAUCGAGUUCUACUCGAAAUACAAAGGCUCCAUUGCUACGACUCUUCUCAAGCCCAGACCAAAACAAGGAGCCAAGUCGGCUGAGUUGGAGCUGUCCAAAAGUGGAUGGCUGCUGGAUAUCGCAAAGCUCACACUGGGGGAGAAAAUCGGAGAGGGGGAGUUUGGUGCUGUACAUGAAGGAGAGUACAUGGGCCAGAAGGUGGCAGUAAAGACCAUUAAAUGUGACGUCACAGCCCAGGCCUUCCUGCAGGAGACAGCAGUUAUGACGAAGCUCCAGCAUAAGAACCUGGUGCGUCUGUUGGGCGUCAUUCCUCACAAAGGGCUCCAUAUCGUCACAGAGCUCAUGAGCAAGGGAAACCUCGUUAAUUUUCUCAGGACAAGGGGACGUUCAGUUGUCACCUACGCUCAGCUGCUUCACUUUGCACUUGACGUGUGUGAAGGGAUGGAGUACCUGGAGUCUAAGAAGCUGGUUCACAGAGACUUGGCAGCUCGCAACGUCCUGGUCUCUGACGACAGCGUGGCCAAGGUCAGCGACUUUGGUCUGACCAAGCUGGACUCCAAGGUGUCAGACAACAUCAAGCUGCCGGUCAAAUGGACCGCCCCCGAAGCUCUGAAGAAAGAGAAAUUCUCCACAAAGUCAGAUGUCUGGAGUUACGGUGUUCUUCUGUGGGAGAUCUUCUCAUACGGUCGACUGCCGUACCCGAAGAUGUCUUUGAAGGAGGUAAAGGAAAGAGUGGAGGGAGGUUAUCGGAUGGAGGCUCCAGAAGAUUGUCCUCCUGGCGUUUACUCCCUAAUGACCAUUUGCUGGGAGCAGGAGCCGCGCAGAAGACCUGCCUUCCACAAACUGAGGGAGAAACUUGAGCGGGUGAUGGGGACACACAGCCCGGGCCCUGGGUCAGAGCGUCGGGAUGGGAUCCAGUCUGGCUCGGGAUGCUGAUCCUGGUCUUUAACUCCAUGGGUGGAAACAACUAACCCACUCAUUAUGCAUCACACAAAAAGAUCCAGCGUAAAUGUUCCUUUGCACCCAACAGUAUAACGGGAUCCUUUGGAUAUGAUGAGACAAUGAUUCUGGUCUGAUGUAAUGCCAGAAAAGAUUUUAUAGUUGGAUGCUUGAACAUAAUAACUUUGCUUCAGUGGGUCUGAGCGAAGCAAAAAUGGUUGAAUCAUAUCCUGACGUGGUCAUUUUAAUACUGAGGCUGUUGGAUGGAUUUUCAUGAGACAGAUAAUCCUCCUCCUCGGAGGAUAAAUCCCAAUCAUCGUAAAGAUCUCAACCACUGGAUGGAUUGCCAUGAAAACGUGCACACACGAUUAAUUCUGAUGUUCACUUUUAUGGCUUAAUACCUUUGAAGCAAUGGACUGUAUUUCAAGAUGGACAAAAUGACAGAUCUCUAAAAGUGAAGCCAAAGCGGUUUUGAUCACCACCUGGUGGCUGGCUGCAGUACAUAUCAUAGAUCCUGCCCCCUCCAUGGUAGCAGCUGUGAAUGAGCAAAACUCAAAGGUCAAACAUAAACGAUUGUUUUUGUCACUUUAGCUCUAUCUUAUCAAAAUGUUAAUUUUAUGCUAUAAAAAUGAUUGACAGCUGAGACUGACUCCAAAUUGGUUGAGCGUUGAGCGACUGCUGCUGCUCAGACUCUAAAUACACAUGUUCCUAUCCAGGAUAUUUCCUUUCUUUUCCGGAUAGUGAGAGGAAGUGAAGACGCGUCCUUACAGUGUUGAUUUCUUGUCUUUUCUUGGGAUUUAUUGACAUUUAGAAAAACUCAAAGCACCAGUAUCACCCUUAAGCAAUAUAGCAAUGCAUUAGGGUGAUACAGUCAAGUCUUAUAAUGUGUUUUGAAAUGUUUUCACAUUGAUUUAAAAUCUCAUGAUGAUAUGUCAGUUGUUUGAAUGUCAGGUCUAAAAUGUGGAGUACAAAGUGGUAAUUUGCAGGUAAUGUCAGGGAGAGACGUCAGAAAAUAGAUGAAGUGAAGAAAGAAGACAAAUGGUCAUCCUGGGUUUAAUCCCCAGAUCACUACAAUCUGCUUGUAUCCCCAGCAUUAGGCUCACGGAAUCAGGGCUUAGUACGACACAUUUUUUAUGUCAUUUCUGGUCGAUAACAAGUAAAGUUGGUCUUAAAAAAAAAGAUUAUGUUUUUGAUAGAUGAUUGGGAGAAGUGUGGCUGCUCAUUUUCAGAAAAUACUCUUUAGUCCUCAAUACAGUAGCUUCUUGACUUCUGUGAAUGACAGAUAAUAUUAACUCAUCUAAGAAACCAAGCAAUUUGUUGCCACUUUGUGCUCCACACUCUACUGGUCAGGACAAUAGAGGGGAUUAUUUUGAUUCAUUUCUUUAAAUUUUGAUUCAGCGUAUUUAAACUGAAUUUGUUUUGUCAGACUUAAUCUAAAGGACAUUCGUUAUUUAUUACUCAUUUCUGUUCCGUCUGUAUUUGGAUUUUGAGAUUAGGAACGACCUCGUGUUAUCUGCUUUCCACUUCUCUCAUCUCUAGGGAGCUCUUGGGACUUUUGCGGGUACAGAAUGUUUCAUGCUUUCUUAUUCUUCCACUGGAGUUUUAUUAUUUUACAUAUAAAGUUAAAUUAUUAUAUUUAUUAGAGGACAUAUAUCACUAAUAUCACAUCGAAUAGACAUGCAAUGAAAUGUAAGAUUAAUACACUUUUCAAGCUCAUCACAUGCCACAUUCGAAACCUCCUUUUUUGGAUUAUUGUCACGUCACAAGACUAAAUUAAAGAUGUCAUUUCACUUUAA
This is a messenger RNA of Platichthys flesus (European flounder), 3464 nucleotides long. RefSeq names its product megakaryocyte-associated tyrosine kinase (gene matk). The record is from RefSeq and is a predicted model, not a curated record. The transcript is spliced from 13 exons. NCBI's taxonomy places the organism in Eukaryota, Metazoa, Chordata, Actinopteri, Pleuronectiformes, Pleuronectidae. The coding region runs from base 277 to 1665 and encodes 462 amino acids. Gene Ontology annotation, molecular function: protein binding; ATP binding; protein tyrosine kinase activity. Gene Ontology annotation, biological process: protein phosphorylation.